AUGGUGCUCGUUCGUGGUGCUUAUGGUGGUGCUCGGCCCUGGUCUUGGUGUUGGUGUCAUGGUGCUAAUCGUGGUGCUUAUGGUGGUGCUGGUCCUAGUGAGUUCUCUAGCACUGUCAGAUUUGGCUGGAGAAGGGAGCCACGAUCAGUGUUGGUGGUGCUGGUCUUGGUGCGCUGUGGUGCCUGGUCCGGCCUUGGUGCUAGUGUCAUGGUGCCGAUCGUGGUGCUUAUGGUGGUGCUAGUCCUGGUCUUGGUGCCUGGUGCCAUGGUGCUCGGUCCUUAUCUUGGUGCUCGGUGCCAUGAUGCCGAUCGUGGUGCUUAUGGUGGUGCUGGUCCUGGUGAGUUCUCCGGCACUGGCCGGAUUUGGUCGGUGCAUGGUGUCACUGGUCAGCUGUUGGUGUCCCGGUCUUGGUGCUGGUGCCAUGGUGCUGAUCGUGGUGCUUAUUGUGGUGCUGGUCCUGGUCUUGGUGGUGGUGCCAUGGUGUUGAUCGUGGUUGUCGCCACAGUCAAAAUGAGGCGGUUGGAGCGACGCGAUGGUUUUUUUGCUUUUUUAUGGGUGGUUGUCCUUAGGUUGUCCGAUAACCGGGCUAACCUAGAGAUGAGGUUUUCGAAAAGUGUUCUUGGGUUGUCCGAUAACCGGGCUAACCCAAGAACGGGUUUUGAAGGGUUCGUGGAGUCGCCACCGAUGUUUUUACUGGAAACAUCGGAAAAGGAGUUUAAAAGGCGUCGAGACCGCCGUCUGGACAAUCCAGACCGCCGUCUCGACCAUGCAGGGGGUCGAGACAGCCGUCUCGACUUUUGCAGUGGCAAGACCGCCGUGAGGCGAGACGGCGGUCUGGUCUUCCCAGACAGCGGUCUCGUCCCUUCAAGGCGAGAAACCUUAUUUUUCGGGCCGAAAAACCCUCCUAUCUUAGUACGGGGGGGCCUAAUAGUCUCUCCUAGAGGCUUGUUAGGCUUCGGCCGUCUUCAAAUAGGAAGCUUUCUGGCUUUAUUUGGAGGUCGGGCAAGAUUUGGGGUCUACAGCUGCCCCCUUUACCCGACCGGCCGACCAUCGGCCUUUUGUGCCGAGGUGAUCGACCGGAGGGUAAAGGAGUUGACCCUCUUGUCCGGCUACCCUUCGCAUACUCCGUCUUUGCGUGCAGAUAAUCUUCCGGGGAAAUGUUGUGUUGUGCGCUUCUGGGAUGCUCCUUCGACGCGGUAG
This is a messenger RNA of Sphenostylis stenocarpa, 1200 nucleotides long. The record is from the annotation of a GenBank genome assembly. NCBI's taxonomy places the organism in Eukaryota, Viridiplantae, Streptophyta, Magnoliopsida, Fabales, Fabaceae.